Messenger RNA from Hydractinia symbiolongicarpus, 1703 nucleotides. RefSeq lists its product as uncharacterized. Bases 44 to 1405 code for a protein of 453 amino acids. The transcript has 2 exons. Lineage: Eukaryota; Metazoa; Cnidaria; Hydrozoa; Anthoathecata; Hydractiniidae. The record is from RefSeq and is a predicted model, not a curated record. Gene Ontology annotation, molecular function: amino acid transmembrane transporter activity. Gene Ontology annotation, cellular component: vacuolar membrane. Gene Ontology annotation, biological process: amino acid transmembrane transport.
AUGUACUUUUCUUGUUUGAUCAGGUAUAAAAAUUAUAUCAAGAAUGACAAAUCAGAACAGUUCCAUUUCAGCAAAUCUGCAGCAAGAAAAUAACAAAACAGAUGAAAAAGAUAAAAUCAUGGAGUGGGGGAAAACGAACUUGAAGAACUUACUAUCAAGAUUGUCAUCAAGAGAUAUAAAUUUAGUUGAAACAGCCAUCAUCAUGAUUAGCUUGGUGGGAUCCUUUAUAAUUAUUUUACCAUACACUGUUAUCCAACUUGGCUUACCUAGUUGGCUAUUGCUACUUGCCGUUAUCAUAUUGCUUUUAGCAUACACAAACCAUUUAAUGAACCAAUCAUGUUUACGCAUGCUUGAAGAAUAUAAGGAUGAAAAGUUGGUGCGUGCACCACAAGUUAAAGUUGCUACGUUAGCAGGUGGUAAUGUAUUGGCAUAUGCUGUUGCCAUAACUAUUAAUAUCACAUGUGUUAGCAAUGCAGUUUCACUAAUCCUACUUUCAUCAACGAUUGUAAGCGAAAUUGUUCCGAUAUCUGGUGUGUCUGUGGACAACAGAAUGAGAAUUUGGGCUAUUGUCCAACUGGUAUGCAUCUCUCCGCUUGUGUAUAUUGGUUUCUAUAAGGAUUUAAAACAAAGUGCUCUCGUCGCUGCCUUAUCAGUAUUAUUGGGUUUACUUCUUUCCCUUGGUAUCACUGGUUAUUUAGUAAUAAAGGGUUAUCAUUCUGCAGUAACGAAAGAUACUUCACAUCAUUUUCGGCAUGAGAGCUUCUUUAAAACAUUUGGAACAAUGUUUUACACAAUAGGGGGCAUUGCAGCAAUAACUCCUGACGUAAUUGUGUUUGUGACGAAACCAACCAAAAUGGUUUAUUGCGUUCUAUCUGCGUAUGGUGUGAUUGCAUUCGUGUAUACAGGAUACUGCAUUAUAAUGUAUUCAGCAUUUGGAAUGCAACUUCAGCCAUCCAUGACUGCCACAUUUCUUAAAGCAAUAUCGCUGAACGGAAAUUCAAGCAUGGCAAUAAUAUGCAUCUAUAUUUUGCAGUUGAGUUUGAGUUUACACUUAAUUCUGGCAGCAGUUUUGUAUCUUAAUCCAUUAUUUGCAAACGUAGAAGCAAAUCUCAACAUUCCUAUAGAAAUGAAUUGGAAAAGAUUUGCUUUUCGAACCUGUGGAUUGUUGACCAUUGCAGCAGUUUGCCUUUUAAUUCCAAAAUCUCAGUCAAUGAUAUCUCUAGCCGGUGGUAUUCCUUUAGUAAUGUCAGUUGUGAUAUUUCCAAUUGUUAUAUAUGCAAAGUUGUAUGAACUGACGCUGAACAAAAAGGUUUUAUUGGUCUGUUUAUGGUUAUUUACCGUUAUCUGUAUGGUCGGGAAUUUUGUGGUUAAUCUGCAGGAUAUUGUCACUGGUGUGGUGAAGUAGAUAUUUAUGGUGCGUCGCCAGUUUAUAACAAGAUUUUCAAGAUCUUAUACCCAUAGCGAGAAUUAUGUUUAGCUCAUAUAAAAUUAACAUUUUUACAAGUAAGGAUUUUUCACUUUUUUAUAACUGUAAAAUUAGGUGGCAUCCAAUUUUUAUGUAACACUUAUUUAACACCAGCGUUCCCGUAAAGAAAUGUAAAAAUACAAGAAAAUUAUUUUUUGAUAGAUAUUGUAUUUAAUGGAAUAAUAUUUAAUAACGUAAAGACUUUGGAGCAAAGUUGGAGAUUACAUUUUUUGUUAGA